GUGAUUCUAGCAACAACAAGAAGAACGCCCCAACACGGAAGGAACGCCGCAAGAACGAAAGAAAUCAGAAAAAGCAGAGCCACCAGCAAUCGAGGUCUCGCCCGCCGCCUCAAAGGCCACAGCCGCAAAGACGUCCUCAGCCGCAACCGCAACGCCAUGUCUACUCAGAGAGCGAAGAUGAUGAACCUACGCCACCCCCAAUGCCAAAGUCGAAACCUGUAAAAGAUGCUGCCGACAAGCCUAAGUCGAUUCUGAAGACGACCAAGAAACAAGACCCGCCGAAAUCAAAGGCCCGUGAAGAGUCGCCACCGCCGGCUCGUGUAUCACGAGCUGUCAAGGAUAGAUUGGCUGCAGAUGAUGCUGAAAUCGCUGCCCUCGAAAAGAAAUUAGGCAUCAAGUCGACGAAACGCUCAAAGGCGUUUGCAGACGACGGAUUAGACGACUUAUUGGAAGGCCUGGACGACGAUGACGACGAAGGCAUUGACGGCACUAAGAGGAAGCGAUCAGAUGACGACGAAUGGUUGCGACAGAAGAGGCGGAAGGUCAGUCAGGCCAGUGUCGCACAGCAGGAACCCUCAGACAACGAGGAGAGCGAGGACGGGGAUGAGGAUGAGGAGGAGGAAAUGAGUGGUGACGAAGACGAGGACGAUGGCCUUGACGGCAUCAUGGACGGUUUAGGCGAGAACCUGGAUGGCGAAGAUGAGGAUGAAGAAGAUGACCUGGAAGAUGGCGACGAGGAUAUGGACGAAGAAAAAUUCGCAGACUUCGACGAAGAUGACGAGGACAGCGAAGAGGAAGCGCCUGCUCCGAGAGUGCGCGAGAACCCCUAUGUUGCUCCUGUACCUGCUGGCGCUGCUCCCGUUCAAAAAUACGUUCCGCCGUCUUUGCGAGGUGCUCCCUCCUCGGACACUGAAGCCCUGGCACGCCUCCGUCGUCAGAUCCAGGGUCAACUCAACCGUCUUUCUGAGGCAAACCUGCUGUCCAUCUUACAGACCAUCGAAGAAAUCUACCAGAACAACCCUCGUCAAUAUGUCACAACAACCCUCAUCGACCUUCUACUCGGACUUAUCUGCGACCGCACUACUCUGCAGGACACUUUCCUCAUCCUACAUGCAGGUUUCAUGGCCGCUCUCUACAAGGUCAUCGGAACCGACUUUGGUGCUCAAGUCAUUGAGCGCAUUGUCAACGACUUCGACAGACACUAUACUGGAGGCACCACAGCAGGCAAGGAAACCUCGAAUUUGAUGGCUCUUGUCUCCGAGCUCUACAACUUCCAGCUUAUUGGUUGCAACCUGGUCUUUGACUACAUUCGUUUGUUCUUGACAGAGCUCAACGAGGCCAACACAGAACUCCUGCUGAAGAUCAUCCGUAACUCUGGUCCUCAACUUCGCUCAGAUGACCCUACAGCUCUGAAGGAUAUCGUCAUGUUGGUUCAGAAGGAAGUCACCCGCAUUGGAGAGGCAAACUUGUCAGUGAGAACGAAGUUCAUGAUCGAGACCAUCAACAACCUCAAGAACAACCGUGUCAAGACCGGUGCCGUUGCAUCUGCUAUCGUAUCAGAACACACGACAAGGAUGAGAAAGACGCUUGGAUCUCUCAACAACAGAUCUUCGCUUAAGGCAAGCGAGCCUCUUCGUAUUGGAUUGGCAGAUAUCCGCGACACUGAGAAGAAGGGUAAAUGGUGGCUUGUUGGUGCAAGUUGGCUUGAUCCCGGAAAGCAGUCCAAGGACCAGGAAGACGAGCCCGCUGUCAAAGUAUCGAAGAACGACUCAACGACAGUGUCCGCAGAUGACGGUAGCGUUGAUUUGAUCCAGCUGGCGCGUCAGCAGGGUAUGAACACAGACAUUCGUCGCGCCAUCUUCGUCACCAUCAUGUCAGCCUCAGAUUACCAGGAUGCACAUAUGCGUCUCCUCAAGCUCGGUUUCAAGAAGGCACAGGAGCUUGAGAUACCUCGCGUGCUGGUUCACUGCGCAGGUGCUGAAGCCACCUACAACCCUUACUAUACACUCAUCGCUAAAAAGCUCUGUGGCGAGAAGCGCAUGCUCAAGGCCUUCCAAUUCGGACUCUGGGAUAUCUUCAAGCGCAUGGGCGAGAAAGCAAUGACGGCUGACGAUGAGGAUGACGCUUUCGACGAUGACGAGGACGAGAACAUGAGCACUCGUAAAAUCGUUAACCUGGCACGCUUUUACGCUGACCUCAUGACGGAGGGUGGUUUCCCUAUCACGGCCCUCAAGACACUCAAUUUCGCCUACCUUCAACCUAAGACGAACACGUUCACUGAGGUGCUAUUGACUAGAAUUCUCAUCAAAAUGAUGAAGAAUUCUGACGGUAGCAAAUGGGAGCUAUCAGUAAACGAGGUAUUCUCAAAAGCUCAAGAUGUACCUGAUAUGGUACAAGGCUUGCGCUACUUCAUCGAGAAGGUGGUUAAAAAGGCCGAAAUCGCCAAUGGCAAGAAGGAGCGAAGGGCAGUGAAAGACGGCUGCGCGGCAGCUAUCGAGGCCUUGACGGCG
This is a messenger RNA of Aureobasidium pullulans EXF-150, 2510 nucleotides long. RefSeq lists its product as uncharacterized. The annotation marks the transcript as partial. NCBI's taxonomy places the organism in Eukaryota, Fungi, Ascomycota, Dothideomycetes, Dothideales, Saccotheciaceae. The transcript is spliced from 2 exons. Gene Ontology annotation, biological process: ribosomal small subunit biogenesis. Gene Ontology annotation, cellular component: nucleolus. Gene Ontology annotation, molecular function: protein binding; RNA binding. The record is from RefSeq and is a predicted model, not a curated record.